Molecule: messenger RNA, 762 nt
Organism: Puccinia triticina
Lineage: Eukaryota; Fungi; Basidiomycota; Pucciniomycetes; Pucciniales; Pucciniaceae
Exons: 2
Coding region: 1-762 (253 amino acids)
Biological process (GO): GPI anchor biosynthetic process
Cellular component (GO): endoplasmic reticulum membrane
Source: RefSeq, a predicted model, not a curated record
AUGAUUCGUUUAACCACAGAACUCAGCGAGCGAGUGCAUGGCUUCCAUCCGACGCUGAGGACGACAGUGACGGUGAGAGUGGACGAACGAGACGCCCUGGAGGAGUGUGCGGCUGGACUAGUGUACGCGGCGGUUCCGGGGACAGUGAUCGUAGAUCGGUACCAGCUACGGGUGCUCUACGAGGAAGGCCGACUAAGCGAGCCGACGGCGGUCCCGACCGGCCCGCUCGACUUGCUCGUCUGGGCGGACGGCGACCUCGAGGGGCCGGCCUCCCGGCCGGAUCCGCCCCAGCCCGGCGGACUCUUGGUCCCAUUGCCCCUCCACCUCUCCUCCGAUUUCUCCAUGCACAUCCCCCUCCAUCUGCGCUACCUGCCUCCCAUCGUCAGUCCCGAAGUCCGGCCCGUUAGGGAUAUCCUCAUCGAGCCACCCGUGCUCGUCAAGUGGUGCAACCAAUCCACCGCCAACCCCUCGGAAUCGACUCUUCCCGCGAUCAGCCCGGCCACAAUACGGCUCCUCAGUGAGACUUUUUCCACCCCCCAUCGGCCCCUCUCAGCGCUUUCUACAGACGGCUCUUAUCCCUCCACGCCUAUCCGCCUGUCUGUUCCCGUCGGCGUGCAGGACGACGAACUGCUGGUCCAGAUUAUCACCGCCGCUACCGUCUGGCUGGCAUUUGUUUGGAUCUGCUCAUGUCUCAUGCCUAAUCAUAGUCCUGAAAAAACCAGCCAUCCUUCAGCUGCCAGCGCACCUGGCUCACAUCAUUAA